AUGGGUGCCGUCUUGAAAGGCUUCUGUAUGGUCACAGAGAUUAUAUGGCCACCUCGUCUGCGUCUGAGGAUGGAGGACGCCCGAGUGAAGAACAUGCUGCCGUCGUACACCCUUAUCCCAGAUGACUUGUCGGAUUCUGAACUAGAAGCAGAGACCUACACUUCGUCACGCGAGGAACACUCAAGAGAAGGUGGUGGUAAUACAAUGGAAGCCACAAUUCGAGUUCAUAUUAAAGACGAUCAACAGGAUGCUACAUUAGACAUUUCACAGAUCGCAGCACAUGGCCGAAACAAAGCGAGUACUAGAGGAGCUACACACACCAGAUCUGUAUCAAGUCAGGAAAAAGGCGAUACUCCUAAUGAAACACCGUCCAAGAAAACACCGUCCAAGACGCCAGUCACCCCGUCACUGAAACACAAGAAAUGA
Messenger RNA from Ostertagia ostertagi, 426 nucleotides. The record is from the annotation of a GenBank genome assembly. Lineage: Eukaryota; Metazoa; Nematoda; Chromadorea; Rhabditida; Trichostrongylidae.